ACCUACUAUCCUCGAACAAAAGCCAAGGCGAACAACCCCCACGAGCCGGAAUCGAAUCAACACUCUUUUCAUUCCAUUGCCAAAAUGUCAGAAGCAUACGAGCGUGAGCGCCAAAACAACGCGCGGCUCGAGGAGCUCUCGGCGAAAGUAUCCUCGCUGCGCGGCGUCACGGUGGAUAUAUACGACAACGCGCGGGCGCAAGACGUCAUCGACAGCACCAACGACACAUUCUCCUCCAUGUCCACACAGCUCAAGGGCUCCGCGAGCCGACUAGGCCGCAUGGCCGCCGCGGGCAACAAGGUCGCCGUGCUGAAGCUCUCGGGGAUCGUGAUCGCCGCGUUCCUGGUGUUGUAUUAUCUCGUGAAAUGGAUAUUUUAAUCUCGUGCCUUUGUCCCACACACAAGAAACAACUAUCACACACACGAAGCUGAAGAGCGAAUAUUCACUUAUUAACGCGGAUGACGACGGCAAUCACGCUUGA
Messenger RNA from Xylaria bambusicola, 481 nucleotides. RefSeq lists its product as uncharacterized. NCBI's taxonomy places the organism in Eukaryota, Fungi, Ascomycota, Sordariomycetes, Xylariales, Xylariaceae. Bases 85 to 378 code for a protein of 97 amino acids. The transcript is spliced from 2 exons. Gene Ontology annotation, biological process: intra-Golgi vesicle-mediated transport. The record is from RefSeq and is a predicted model, not a curated record.